AUGAGAUUUUACUUUUUCGUUUCAUGUUUGGGGGCUGCUGCGGCAGUGCUGGCAUCAGCGGUUUGGUGGGUUUGGCCGGUGAUUUUGCGACUCUGGCGAAUACCGCAAGUGCUUGUUGAUGGCAAGGACAAAGAUGCCUUGCGCAUUGGCAUUUUAGGUGCUUCUUUUAUUGCACGAGCUGCCGUGGUACAUGCAGCGGACAAGCGCCGGGAUGUGUUAGUGUCAGCUGUAGCAGCGCGUGAUUGGACCAAAGCUGAGACGUUUGCGAAGCAACACGGCAUUCCGGCCUUUCACGGCGGAGCAACAGCAUAUUUGGACCUGCUAGCUCGUGAGGAUGUCGAUGCUGUAUAUGUUGGCCUCCCAACACACCUCCAUCUUGAAUGGACGUUGGCAGCCUUGCGUGCAGGGAAACAUGUCCUUCUGGAGAAGCCAGCUGUCUUGAACAUGGAGGAGGCAAAACAAUUGAUAGGAGCCAUGGCCGAGACAAAGCUGCAAGUUUUUGAAGCAGCCCAUCAUCGCUACCAUCCAGCUGCACGACGCUUCAAACAGCUUACAUUGAAAGAAAGAGACGUUGGGCUGUCAGAUUUUGAGGCGCGGUUUUCCAUGUUGGAUCCAAAGGCAUUGUUGUCGAUAUUCAAGGAGCUUUUGGGUAUUUCGAAGCCAGUGACCCAAGAGGACAGAUUUCACGAGAGAAUCAAGAAUUUGGACCGGUGGUACUAUUGCGUUGAUAUGCUCUUAUGGAGCACUGGUGCAAUAGAUGCAGAAGUUAUCUUUGCAAAGGAGGAUCGUUUUUCAAUCUCUGCCACUUUGAAGCUUCAACGCUCUGCUUCCACCGCUACUGCAACUCUCUAUAUGGCAAGAGACAACCUAUGGGAGCCCUUUUCCUGGAGCAUUGCAGAACAUGGCUUAGCAGACAAGGCAAGCAGUCUGCAGCUCCACAAUUUUGGUUUCCCCUUUGUUUGGCAUCGAUUGGAUGUUGCAAGUGCAGGCAAGAUCACCUCCGAGCAGCUCUAUGGUGCUGGAGAGACUACGUUCGAGCAUCAACUUGGCUUCUUUCGUCAAUCCAUUCGGAAUCAAGAACCUCCCGAUGCUAAGGAAUCAUCCUUUCUAUUGACGAUCCAAAUAAUCGAUCGUAUAUUGGAGGCAAGUGGUUCAGGAAUGCUGAAAACACGGUAA
This is a messenger RNA of Durusdinium trenchii, 1176 nucleotides long. The record is from the annotation of a GenBank genome assembly. NCBI's taxonomy places the organism in Eukaryota, Dinophyceae, Suessiales, Symbiodiniaceae.